This is a messenger RNA of Penicillium manginii, 813 nucleotides long. RefSeq lists its product as uncharacterized. The record is from RefSeq and is a predicted model, not a curated record. Lineage: Eukaryota; Fungi; Ascomycota; Eurotiomycetes; Eurotiales; Aspergillaceae. The transcript has 3 exons. Bases 1 to 813 code for a protein of 270 amino acids.
AUGACUCAACCUCAUCGUCGCUCUCCUUCUUCCACCCAUCCUUCUAAAUCCAAGUCUUCUCGUCCUGUCCUACAUCGUCGAGGUACCUCCGCUAUCAACCUCUCCAUCUCCAAGCUUGGCUCGGGCUCUACGAACUCACACUCUCGCUCCAACUCUCGGGGUAAAGACGAGGAGACCGAAUUCGAUAUGGCCAGCUUUCUGAACUUCUGCUGCCGCCGCAAAGACUCCUGCAAACCCCUCUCGGCCUCAAUGCCCUCAAUGCCCAUGGCAACAACCCCAUCAACCCCACCCGCCUCACCACCACUCUGCCCCCGAACAAUCGUCGCCCCAAUGACUCCAACCCGAGUCCAAGACAUCCCCUUCUCAAGGAUACCAACCCAAACUCCUACAACAACCAGCUCAGAUCUCGACCCCACAGAAUGGAAGCCCGUAAUAAACGCCCCAUUCACUUCAACCUCAACCCCAACCCCAACAACCUCAACCGCCUGUCUGCCUGGCCUCGGCCUCGCCAGCAGCGCCGCACCAUCCCUCUCCUCUUCAGUCUCCAGCUCCGCCUCAGAUUAUCUGGGCAGCUACGAGCACCGACCCCUUCCACCACGCCACAACCCCUCCUUCUCGGGCACAUGCCCCAAGGGCGUGCAACUCGUUGUUCCGCACGUGAGCUCUGCCCCCGACGUCAGAGUCGAACUGGUCGAUGGUGACAGCGACAGCGGCUCCAUCUUUCCGGCCAGUAGCUCUGUUUGGGAAGACGAGGUUAAGAAGGGACGGUCCGGGGCUAUUUCUAUCGCGCGCGGGUCUGCUGCGCGGACCUGA